AUGGGUGCUGGCGCUGGCGAUGGUGACAGUGCCGUCGACUCGGAGCUGCUCGCACAGCCGAAGGACAGCACUUGCGAGCCUGUCAAUUUUCACGCCGGUCUCGCAUGGAUGGCUGUGAAUACCUUCGCGACAGUCGGCAUUGUCUUCACCAACAAAGCCAUUUUCUCUGACCCGUCGUGGAGGCGGUGCCAGCUUUCCUUCGCCUCGUUCCAUUUUCUCCUCACUUGGAUCACACUGUUUGUGCUCUCCAGGCCAGCAUUCUCCUACUUCGUUCCACGACGAGCUUCUUUGCAGCACUUGCUGCCGCUCGCGAUCACCAUGUGCCUGAAUGUCAUUCUCCCAAAUCUCUCACUGGCGUACUCUUCCAUCACAUUCUACCAAGUUGCGCGCAUUCUUCUCACGCCCACUGUUGCAGCCAUGAACUAUGUCUUGCACGGUUCCAAGCUUCCGUGGCUCGCCGUUGCAGCUCUUUUCCCUGCGUGCUUAGGCGUCGGAAUGGUGUCCUAG
Molecule: messenger RNA, 507 nt
Organism: Purpureocillium takamizusanense
Lineage: Eukaryota; Fungi; Ascomycota; Sordariomycetes; Hypocreales; Ophiocordycipitaceae
Exons: 2
Coding region: 1-507 (168 amino acids)
Cellular component (GO): Golgi apparatus
Molecular function (GO): antiporter activity
Source: RefSeq, a predicted model, not a curated record